Sphaeramia orbicularis (orbiculate cardinalfish) is the source of this 654-nucleotide messenger RNA. RefSeq names its product ependymin-like. Gene Ontology annotation, molecular function: calcium ion binding. The coding region runs from base 1 to 654 and encodes 217 amino acids. Gene Ontology annotation, cellular component: lysosome; extracellular region. The transcript is spliced from 6 exons. NCBI's taxonomy places the organism in Eukaryota, Metazoa, Chordata, Actinopteri, Kurtiformes, Apogonidae. The record is from RefSeq and is a predicted model, not a curated record. Gene Ontology annotation, biological process: cell-matrix adhesion.
AUGGUCUCCCUCUUCGCUUUGCUGCUGCUGACGACUGUUUCUGCCCAGGACCCCAAACCCUGCUAUUCUCCACCACUGAUGAGUGGAGGCAUGACUGUGAUGGCUGACAAUGGAAAAAUGAUGAGCACAGGAACUAUUUCCUUUGAUAACUUCGGCCAGAGGGUGCGUGCCACAAACUAUGGAAUCUCUGCCAACGGGUCUGUUGCUAUCGACCUCCUGAUGCUUUUCAAAGAGAAAGUCUACUAUGAGAUCGACUGGACCAAGGUGACCUGCAAGAAGAAGCGCCUGAACGCCGACUUCAUCCCCAUGCACGUCCCCGCUGACGCCAAGCUGAUGGGUCAGGUGGUCAUGGGCUCCUCCUCCAGCUGGGGAAUGGGUGUCCUCAUCAACAACUGGGUCGGAACUCUGCCACAAAACGGUUACUACAACGCUGUGUUCACGGAGGUCGGAUGCAUCCCUAUGACGUACAUGGGCUACGGCCCAUCAGGGUUCAACUUCAUCAGCACCUUCAACUGGGUUCUUGGAACCACCGACCCCAUGAGCUUCAUCCCUCCGUUCAUAUGCGCCAGGUCUGCACUGGACCAGUCUGAAGAACCAGCCAACUUCUUCACCGCUUUGUCGUCUUUGGCCAAAAUGACCGAGACAGAAGAGUAA